CUCCGACCAUGACUCUCGCUUCACGUUUCCUCGUAUCCAUGGUGUUGCUCUGCUUGGCUCUCGCCACUCCUAUCGCAAAUGACACGCCCGGUCUCCGUCAUGCCCCGAUAAUCAGCCAUCACAACCCAACAGAUUCAAGCAUUGUAAUAGAGCACCAGUAUCCAGACCAUCAGUUCCAACCCGACAGAGGUGUUCAUCUAGGCGAAGUCAUCGACCCGCGGUGACGGGCUGGGGAGCAUGGAGUUCGGUUGCCGGGAAUCAUAUCUAGAGCUGCCGCAUCACCCGACAGAGUUAAAUCCUCAAGCUCACACGCACGGAGAGGGAUCAUCGCCGAGGGCUCACUGAUAGCAGUUAGACAGGACUAAAGGGCAUCGCCCAGAGGUAAUGGUUGACGAGAGACUUGUUCAUGGUGUGAUUUUCGAGCUUGCAAGUCCCCUGCAUCCGAGCUGUGGUCUGGAUGCUUUGUAGUUGGUAGUAUAGCUCUUAGGAAGAAGCCUGCGCUCCGCGUUUCCAUCAAUAAGC
Aspergillus japonicus CBS 114.51 is the source of this 522-nucleotide messenger RNA. RefSeq lists its product as uncharacterized. The transcript has 2 exons. The record is from RefSeq and is a predicted model, not a curated record. The coding region runs from base 9 to 224 and encodes 71 amino acids. NCBI's taxonomy places the organism in Eukaryota, Fungi, Ascomycota, Eurotiomycetes, Eurotiales, Aspergillaceae.